Molecule: messenger RNA, 4847 nt
Organism: Spodoptera exigua (beet armyworm)
Lineage: Eukaryota; Metazoa; Arthropoda; Insecta; Lepidoptera; Noctuidae
Source: the annotation of a GenBank genome assembly
UAUAUCUAUGUUUCUUAUUUUAAUAAAAUGGAUUAAUUAGGUAGUUACAAUCAUUCAUACUUUAUUGAAACAAUAAUUUCCAAACUGGUAGUAAAUUAAAGUAUGGUAUCAAUUUUUAAACGUCAUGAUAUCGGUGUCGGCCAUUUUGUUUUAUAUUUUUUGUCGAUUGAACGAGGUCUGUCAGUCAGUCAUUCAUUAAAUAAACGCCGAGUGUCGUGGUAGUAAUUUACGCCGUUAAACAAUAUUCGUGUAAUCAUUAUACCAAGGCGUAUCUUUUGUUUGUAAAAUUAUGAUAUGACAAACAGUUGUGUCUGCUAAAUCAAUUGGUGAAAUUGAGUGGGCAAAAAUGGCUGGCGCUGAAGGGAUUUUACGUCGAUUUCUACUCGUCUUCUUGGAUUGUCUGCUACUAUUACAGCUAACGCAAUACGUACCCACAGCAUCUGCAGAGGCCCACUGUAUCUGGUAUGGCGUCUGUUCAAGCGACCCCCUCAGACCGACAAACUGCGCUUACAAUGGAACAGCAAAACCCAUCCCUAGUACAGCUAUGACGAUCAUGAAGAAGUACUGUCCGUCUAUCGCAGCCGGCGGCCUCUCCUGCUGCAGCGACGAGCAGCUGGACAAUUUAGCUUCAAAGAUCAUGCCAGCUGAGAAUCUCCUGCAAAGAUGUCCGUCUUGUUUCGAGAACUUUGUCCAACAUAUAUGUGGGAUGACUUGUUCGCCGAAUCAGAGCGACUUUUUGUAUCCCGCAGAAGUUGUUCCUUUCAAUUCGACCCACCAGAAGAUCACCACAAUCACCUACGAUCUCAGUGCUAGAUAUAUGAACACCACGUUUGAAUCCUGCUUACAGGUGCAAGCGCCAUCAACUAAUCAACUGGCUCUAGACCUUAUGUGCGGGGAGUACGGUGCAGAAUACUGUACGCCGGACCGGUGGUUCAAGUUCAUGGGAGACGUUACGAACUUCGCGCCCUUCCAGAUUAACUACGUGUCUGAUCCAGUACCUGAACAUGGUCUGACGCCCUACGAUCCAGUCACUAGACCCUGUAACGAAGGAUCACCCGGUCAGCCGGGUUGUUCGUGCCUGGACUGCAGUGCCUCAUGUCCCGCCCCACCACCGCCCCCACCCCCAAUGGUUCCCUUCACCAUCUUGGGAGCUGACGGGUACGCCGUCAUCAUGGCUAUCGUCUUCGUCAUCUUCACGACACUGUUCCUCUCAGGAGUGUUCUGCUGCACCCCCCAAGAGAACGCCGUCGACGGUUGGGCGCGCAGCGGCGAGGCGCGGCGACGCGGCGGCCCCGAGACCAGUCCGCUGCACUCGCACCGCUCCAGCGUGGCUUCAGAGAACAAUCAGGAGAUGGCAACGACUCCUAGGACACUUGGUUGGUCUGCAGACCAGCCUGACGGUGUGGCUGGCGAGGCGUCGUUCUUUGAGAAGCUUGGAGCGGAGACUGAGACUAAGAUGGAGGACUUCUUCCAGUGGUGGGGAUACCACAUGGCGUCUCGACCUUGGCUCGUUCUGUUUGUAGGUCUAUGUGUAGUGGUGGGUCUUGGCCAUGGCAUUAGCUACAUGAGGGUGACAACCAACCCAGUAGAGCUCUGGGCGGCGCCCAAUUCACGUUCCCGUAUGGAGCGCGAAUAUUUCGACUCGCACUUUGAACCAUUCUACAGAAAUGAAAUGUUGAUCAUCACCUCCAAAGGCCUGCCUAAGAUUGAGCACAGCACACCGAACGGUGACAUCAGCUUUGGACCUGUCUUCAACUCAACUUUCCUCAAAGAUGUGCUGAAUUUACAGAACAAAAUCAUGGCUCUGGGCAACGAGACAGGUAUCCAGGACAUUUGCUUCGCUCCCCUGACGUCAUCGUUCAGUGGUCCCAUCAAACCGUACGACUGUGUGGUGCAGUCUAUAUGGGGCUGGUGGCAGAAUGAUAUCAGUAACUUUGAAUUGGAAGAAGAGGAUGGAGAAUAUCUUAACACCAUUCUAAAGUGCUCUAGCAACCCGUACCUACCGGUAUGCUUGGGCUCGUACCGCGGUCCAGUACUCCCCGCAGUGGCGCUGGGCGGUUUCCUGGCGCCUGGGGAGGCGCUCAGCAAGCGCAGUCGGUUCCACGAGGCCACCGCACUCAUCAUCACUCUACUCGUCAACAAUAAACACGACAAGGAACAGUUGAAACCGGCUUUGGAAUGGGAGAAAGAAUUCAUUGCGUUUAUGAAGAACUACACUGAGACAGAAAUGCCGCCGUAUAUGGACAUUGCGUACACUUCAGAACGUUCCAUUGAGGAUGAGUUGGAGAGAGAGUCACAAUCGGACGUGUCCACUAUUCUGGUUUCUUACUUCAUCAUGUUUGCCUACAUUGCCAUCUCGCUUGGACGGUUCACUGGUUUCUCAAGACUUCUUAUUGAUAGCAAAGUCACCUUGGGUCUUGGAGGUGUGACGAUCGUGCUAGCUUCAGUAGUAUGCUCAGUAGGUAUGUUUGGUUUUGCUGGAGUACCGGCGACGCUGAUCAUCAUUGAAGUUAUUCCUUUCCUCGUACUGGCUGUGGGAGUCGACAAUAUCUUCAUCUUGGUACAAACGAACCAGAGAGAGGGCAGGCGGCCUAACGAAACUGUUGCUGAACAUAUAGGAAGGACACUGGGUCAAGUAGGUCCAUCGAUGUUCCUGACAUCAAUGUCGGAGUCUGUAUGCUUCUUCUUGGGAGCUCUCUCCGACAUGCCGGCAGUGCGCGCCUUUGCCCUGUACGCCGGCGCAGCGCUACUCGUCGACUUCUUGCUACAAGUCACCUGUUUCGUAGCCCUACUGGCUAUUGAUACUCAUCGGCAGAAUGCUAACAGGUUCGACGUGCUAUGCUGCAUGCAGGGCACGAAGGCGGAGGGCGGCAGUGAGGGCGGGGAGGGCGCGCUGUACAACGUGUUCCGCCAGCUCUACGUGCCCUUCCUCAUGAAGAGGGAGGUGCGCGCCUCCGUCAUGAUACUCUUCUUCGCCUGGCUCUGCUCCUCCGUCGCUGUGGCACCUCACAUAGAAAUCGGCUUAGACCAAGAACUCUCGAUGCCUCAAGACAGCUUCCAGUUAAAAUACUUCCAAUACUUGAACCGCUACCUGAACAUUGGACCCCCAGUAUACUUCGUAAUCACUGAAGGCUUAGACUACUCGGAUUUGGAGACACAGAAUAUGGUGUGUGGAACCAGGUUCUGCAGGUCAGACAGUGUCUCUAUGCAGCUGUAUUCUGCGUACCGCACUCCAAAUGAAACAUACAUAGCACAGCCGCCCAACUCCUGGCUCGACGACUUCUUCGACUGGGCGUCAUUGAAGAGUUGCUGCAAAUACUUCCCUACAAACUCUAGCUUCUGUCCUAGUAGCCGUGGAGCGCCCUGCAAGGAAUGUCAAAUCGAACUUCAAGGCAAUGAACAACGUCCGAACGCGGCCGACUUCAACCAUUACGUGCCGUUCUUCUUGCAAGAUAUUCCGGACCCAGAUGGUUGCGUAAAGGGAGGUCAUGCAGCCUACGGUCAGGCAGUCAAUUACCACAUGUUUAACAAGACUCAGGCCAAAGUCGGCGCCACAUAUUACCAGGGCUACCACACAGUGCUUAAAACGAGCCACGAUUACUACUCUGCGCUUAAAGGUGCUAGAGGAGUCGCUGCCAACCUUAUAGAAACUCUGAACAAGAACUUGAAGGAACAAGGGAAGAAUACAACAGUGAAUGUGUUCCCAUACUCUGUGUUCUACGUAUUCUAUGAACAGUAUUUGACCAUGUGGCCUGAUACGCUGAAGUCUAUGGGCAUAUCUGUCCUAUCUAUCUUCAUUGUAACCUUCUUGUUGAUGGGCUUCGAUCUGUUCUCUGCAUUAGUGGUAGUUAUUACGAUCACAAUGAUCGUCGUGAAUCUCGGAGGAUUGAUGUACUGGUGGGGCAUCAGUUUGAAUGCAGUAUCACUUGUUAAUUUGGUGAUGGCGGUGGGUAUCGCGGUGGAGUUCUGUUCUCACGUGGUGCACGCGUUCAGCGUGGCGGGCGGCGCGGGGCGGCAGCAGCGCGCCGCCGCCGCGCUCACCCGCAUGGGCUCCUCCGUGCUCUCCGGCAUCACGCUCACCAAGUUCGGCGGCAUCAUCGUACUCGGCACUGCCAAGAGCCAGAUCUUCCAGGUGUUCUACUUCCGCAUGUACCUGGGCAUUGUGCUACUGGGCGCGGCGCACGGUCUCAUCUUCCUGCCCGUCAUGCUCAGCUAUAUUGGCAUAACCCGGCGUCGGGGACGUUGGCGAGUGCAGUCGCGGCGCAGUCACACCUACGGCAGUCUAGACGAGACGCCGAGUGAACCGCGCGCCUCAAGCAGUGGCACCGUCAACGGCCUCACCGACGAAAUGUGAGCACGCACUAAGAUUUACACAGUACGGUGAGUCGUGCACCACUUUGUUCCCAUACUGUACCUAGCUAGUAGGCGCCCUAUUGUGUACAUCUUAGCCCCAAACAGUGAAGGAAAUGGACUCGAAAAGUGAACUCUGUAGCGAAAUUGUAGUGUUAGUUAGGAAUGAAAUAUGACUGUUACGAAGGACGACGUGUAACAUCUCCAACCUUACGUUCUUAAACAUAAGGUUGUAAAUGUUAAAUGUUGAUAAAUCUUGCGGUUUGAAGGAUUAUGUACCCAGCAAGAUAGCUUCGCUUGUGAUAUGUACAUUAGGUAUAAGUAUAUAAUUAUGAUCUAAAUAUGUGGUUUAUAUAAAAUUAUAAGGGUAUCUAUGAAACAAUUCGGGAGCUUUGUAAUUUUUAUAAAUUAUAUUCUAAAUACACAUUAUAUCAAGAUAUAAAAUAGAGAUAAUACAAUUUAAAAUAUGAAAAUAUAUAUAAUCUUUAUAAAAUAUC